AUGGAACGAUAUUUUAAGAGAAAGUUUUCAUCAACUACCUCUAGUUCGGAUGAUGUGGGUAGUUCAAGUGUAAGAGAUGUGGGUAUUUCAAGAGAUGUGGUGGGUAGUUCGAAAGAAAGUGAGUUGCAAGAUGUAUUGGCUAAUCUUCCUGCAGACCCUGGACUUCGACCUCAAAUGUUGGAUUAUGAUCCUAACAUUCGAGACGAAGUUCGAAGAGCAUAUCUACAAAAGGAUGCUGCAUUUUGCCUUUAUUGUUAUCUCUUCAAAUCCAAUUUCAAAAUUGGUCAAGGCUGUAGCGAUGUCUUCACCGAGGUGGGUUGUAGAAAUUGGAAGAAGAAAGAUAAAAUUAGGCAACAUGUUGGAGGUGUUGGGAGUGUUCAUAAUCAAUCUAGAAAAUAUUGUGUGGAUUUUAUGAAUCAGAAGCAACACAUCCAAACAGUUUUGGUAAAGCAAUCAGACCAAGCUCUUAUUGAUUAUCGUAUUUGCUUGACAGCUUCUCUUGAUUAUGUGAGAUUUUUGUUGAAGCAAGGUCUUCCUUUUCGUGGCAAUGAUGAGAGUGACACUUCAAACAACAAGGGAAAUUAUGUAGAACUCUUACAAUUUCUUGCUGAUCAUGAUGAGAAAGUUAAGGCUGUUAUGUUGGAAAAUGCUCUAGGGAAUCUCAAGCUAAUAGCUCCAACAAUUCAAAAAGAUCUUGUGAAUUCUUGUGCAACUGAAACUAUUAAGAAAAUCAUUAAGGAUAUGGAUGGUGCAUUCUUCUCCUUAUUAGUUGAUGAAUCACGUGAUAUAUCAGUCAAAGAACAAAUGGCGGUGGUGUUUCGUUAUGUGGACAAAAGAGGGUAUGUAAUUGAAAGGUUUGUGGGCAUUCAAUAUGUUAGCGACACUACAUCAAACUCGCUGAAAGAGGCUAUUGACACAAUGUUUUCAAGAGAAGAAUUGAGCAUUUCCAUGCUAAGAGGAUAA
This is a messenger RNA of Prunus persica (peach), 963 nucleotides long. RefSeq names its product zinc finger MYM-type protein 1-like. Lineage: Eukaryota; Viridiplantae; Streptophyta; Magnoliopsida; Rosales; Rosaceae. The transcript is spliced from 2 exons. The record is from RefSeq and is a predicted model, not a curated record. Bases 1 to 963 code for a protein of 320 amino acids.